AUGUCCACUGAACCCAGCAUACCGGAGGUAUCGCAAACCGAGCGCCAUGGCUACCUCUUCGGCCACCCAAUCGCACACUCGAUGUCGCCUUUAUUACACAAGACUGUAUACGACAACCUAGGGUUAAACUGGGCACAAUAUCCUUUGGAGUCGAGAGACAUGAGCUUGUUCCUACAACUGAUCAGACAUCCUCAUUUCUACGGAGCUUCGGUGACAAUGCCUCACAAAGUCGCGAUACUCAAACACCUUGAUGGUCUUACAGAAGAGGGACAGGAUGUAGGCGCAGUAAAUACCCUCUUCAUCCAAGAAGACGCUUCUGGAAAUCGGUUAUACAUGGGUACCAAUACCGACGUGAUAGGCAUAAGGGAUGCGUUCGCAUACAACGUAGAACCAACCAAGUUUGAGAACAGGCCAGCGUUGGUGAUCGGCGGAGGCGGUGCAGCAAGAAGCGCAGUCUACGCGUUGAGAAAAUGGAUGAAGGCCAGCGCGAUAUAUCUCGUCAACCGGGACCCAUCAGAAGUCGAAGCUGUAAUAAGCGAAUGCACAACCCGCGGCUAUGGCGACUCUCUCGUCCACGUUUCCACCGUCGCACAAGCACAGAGUAUAGAGGGUGUUGGUGCAAUCGUAGCCUGCGUACCAAACUUCACACCCGUCACACCAGCUGAGAUUGAGGCGCGGCAAGUUCUUGAAUGCUUUUUGGCGAAACCACACAAGGGAGCGCUACUAGAGAUGUGUUACCAUCCGACCACUUGGACGGAGAUCGCGGAAGUAGGAAAGCAGAAUGACUGGCAGAUUGUGCUGGGAACGGAGGCAUUAAUAUACCAGGGACUGGAACAAGAUCGCUAUUGGACCGGAAAGGCAGUAGCUGAGUUGCCAGUUGAGAAGGUGCAAGAAGCUAUCGCCAGGAAGCUGAGCGAGGCAAGAUUGUAG
Alternaria postmessia is the source of this 930-nucleotide messenger RNA. It is a transcript of the gene QA3, whose product is annotated as Quinate dehydrogenase. Bases 1 to 930 code for a protein of 309 amino acids. Lineage: Eukaryota; Fungi; Ascomycota; Dothideomycetes; Pleosporales; Pleosporaceae. The record is from RefSeq and is a predicted model, not a curated record. Gene Ontology annotation, molecular function: shikimate 3-dehydrogenase (NADP+) activity. The transcript is spliced from 2 exons. Gene Ontology annotation, biological process: chorismate biosynthetic process; shikimate metabolic process.